Molecule: messenger RNA, 3000 nt
Organism: Penicillium subrubescens
Lineage: Eukaryota; Fungi; Ascomycota; Eurotiomycetes; Eurotiales; Aspergillaceae
Exons: 2
Coding region: 1-3000 (999 amino acids)
Cellular component (GO): intracellular membrane-bounded organelle
Molecular function (GO): phosphatidylinositol binding
Source: RefSeq, a predicted model, not a curated record
AUGGACCCAUCCAGCGAUGAUGCGGCGGCUGCUCGAGCCACGACUCCCUUCACGGAGGUACCGGCUUCUCCUGACAAGCCAACAACACACGGCGAAUCCCCGACCAAACCACACGCCGCGGAUGGAGUACGACCUCAAGAACUCAUGGACCGCGCCCUCGAUUUCCUAGCCACUGCCAGCAAUGAAGCUCUCCUUGUUGUUUUCGCCCUUCUGGCUUUCGUGACUUACAUUGUGUUGGGUAGAGUGGGCCUGGUGCUCAUCGGAAUCGGAUUGGGUGUCAUCUUGCACGCCUCCUGGGAAGGAUCAAUACAGACAAGAUCGGGCGAAGAAUCAUCCACGCCCAAGAAGCGCAGGGAAUUGGCGCUAGAAGUAUCCAAGAGACUCUUGGAUUGGCCUACACGCGCCGCGUCAGAUCAGAUUACCACCCACAAUGACAGCGGGACUAUCGCGGCACCCGAAGAUCUAUCGAUCGCGGAUCUAGAAUUCACAACUUUUCGACCUGCGACCGCCGCUGCUCUGCGAUCGUUCACGGAUGCGGUGGUCAAGGACUAUGUCAAGUAUUGGUAUGAACCAAUUCUUCCGAACGAAACUGUGUUUCCGGGAUCGUGCCGGAGAACCUUGACAUACUUUGUCACGACCAUCUCGUCCCAUCUUUCGCGCAAACGAACGGAGGAUACAUUCCUACAGUUCCUGACGAACUCUUCGUCUAUAAUCAUUGUGUUCUUGAACGAACUGGCGGCUGCAUUCGCCGCUGACCCUGCCUCCAUGGAGGCUUCGCAGGUUGUCGACCAAUACCUCAAGAAUUCCCCGGACAGUAGUCUGGCAAAUGUCUUAUCCGAGGAGCAACAACGUAAAAAGCUCAAUAUGGUUGCAGACGACAUUCUUUCGAAUUUCUUGGAUUCAAAAUCGUAUAGUUGCUCCCCCGUUAGGGAUUUCCUCCGAGAAGUCUUUGCCAGACUCGUGCUGGAGUCGACGGUCACCAGCCUUUCUCGGCCCGAGUUUAUCAACGACUGGCUCAUUUACCUCCUCCAGGAUGGCGAGUCUGAAAUCAUGCAUGCAAUCGAUGCCGGCGUCGAGGGUGCGCGCAACCAGAGUGUUGGUGUUUCAAAAGUGCCUGAAGACUCGAAGAACGCACUGUUAUAUUCAACUAAAGAAGAGGUCGCUUCGCAGACUGCUGGGCUACCGUCAAGCAACAAAGACAAAGCAACAGAAGAAGCGCUUCAAGAGGCAAAACGCCUGAGCGCUCUGAUUGCGUCCCAAGACGUACAGAAGUUGUCCCACGAACCGGCCACUGAGCCUGUGCAACACCAAGAAUCAUCUAUAUCUACAGAGAAGACUAAUGGCUCAAUGAAUGGAUUUACAAGCGACCCUGCCGAGCCUACAACAGCUAUAGAACCUCCAGCAUCGCUCCCCGUGUCCCCAGCGGCACAGACAACCGGCCUGGCUCCAUCAUCGCCUCGAGAGGAGGCUGCAGCACCUGUCACGCUCCACGGUGCUAGUGUCUUGGUAGAUGACGAUGCUGCCCGCAGUGAGAAAGGAUUAAUCAAAUCACGGCCCACGUGGGAUUAUCUGCUUCAGAUCGAGCCCGCAUCAACCCGCGCGACGGGCUGGAUGGUAUUUCGCAAAUACGCAGACUUUCAAUCUCUCCAUGAGAUGCUCUCAACUGUUUCUCGACUAAACCAAAUUCGGAGUUUCUCUGACCAGUUUCCCACCCUGCCAGCCUGGAAAGGCAAGACAAGACAAGCUCUUGCUCAAGAUCUGGAACGGUAUCUGCGCGAAGCGAUGAAGCAUGAGUCGCUCGCCGAAACUGAGCGAAUGCGGCGAUUCGUUGAAAAGGAAGGGGUUCCUACCGAUACGGGCACUCCCAAACAAGGGUUUUCCUUCCCGAGCCAGACUUCCUUUGAGAAUAUGGGUAAAGACCUACUCGGAGCACUGACCAAUGCCCCUAAGGGCAUGGCUGGAGGCGGUAGAGCUGUUUUCGACGGCGUCACGGGGGUCUUCGGUGGUGGUCAUAACCGGAAGCUGUCGAGUACGUCAGACCGGCAGUCUCAGCACCGGAAGAGCCCAUCGAAAACGGAUCGCGAUAGCUUGAGUAACUCGGGCUCAGCAAAUGCUACAAGCCGUGUCAACACUCCAGUCCUAGGCUCGAUAUUGGGCGACUCAUCGGCUUCUCCCAGGCCGAGUGUAGAGCAAGACUCUCCUGCACAGGACUCGUCGCCAAUAACGGCCCCGCUGGGUCUGGGAUUGUCGAAGGAAGAUGAUGCCCAGUCUCCACAAAGCAGCGAUAUGGGCAGCAGUGACAAUUUAGCAGCUAAUGAACAAGAUACGUGGGCCUCGGAGUCAAGAACCCUCCCGCCAUCGGAAGACCGAAAGUCAGUCGACAUUGUGGAAGAUCCAGAGACAAAGCGGGAUCCUGUCGCGACCUCGCCCGAGCCUCCAGUCGAGAGCGAGCCCGUGAGUGGCGCCCAGGUUGCUCCUUCUCAAGGCUCUCGACGACAACAGAUGCCCAUCACUGCAGACGAAACUCAGAUCGCGGUAGAGCUUAUAUUUGCCGUGAUCAAUGAGCUCUACACGCUGUCAUCUGCGUGGAAUAUUCGUCGAACUCUCUUGAACGCAGCCAAGACGUAUAUUCUGCGUCCUGGAAGCCCAACAUUGGAGACCAUCCGGGGCUUGCUACAAGAAUCUAUGAUCGAGGCCCAUACAUCGGACGACGCUCUCGGGGAGUAUUUGAAGAAGCUCCGGGAGAACGCCCUUCCCACGGAGAGUGAGCUGAAGGCCUGGCCUGCUCCACCCAGCGAGGAAGAAAAGGCACAAUUGCGGGAUACGGCGCGCCGGCUAUUCGUUCAGAGGGGUAUUCCCCAGGCACUCACGAGUGUUAUGGGUGCAGCAGCUAGUCGGGAAGCGCUUGAGAAGAUUUUCGAUAGCUUGCAAGUGGAAACUGUGGCUCGAGGUUUUGUCUUCUCUUUGAUGUUACAGGGGUUACGAGUGUUGACACUAUGA